AUGCGCAGUUCUGUCUCAAACUUUGCUUUUUAAUAUGACGAUGACGCUUUCCAAGUUAUAUAGUUUUAGGGUACCGUGUUUUAAUAUAUUGACAUUGGAUGAAAGAAGUCACAAAAACGAAUAGGGCGAUUUCCGCUUUCGGAUCCAGCUCAAUCUCCAGCUGGUUACUUUCAGUUUUUAAAUGCAGGCAGUAAAGGCGUUGUCAAUGGCGUUUGAACGACUGCGCCGCAUUAUUAUCUCAAAAUGACAACGGUGAAAAUGGAUUAUUUUUGGUCGGCAGUGAUUUUGCUCGUGACUGGUGCAUCUGCGGUGAAGAUAGAUGGGGUAUCAGUGUCAUUGAUGGAAGGAGAUACGAUCACUCUACACACUGGUGUUACUGAAACCGAAGGCAAAAAAAUGCAGUGGUAUUAUAAUGGCACUCGCAUUGCUCGAAUCACUGGAGAUCCCAAUAAGACCUGCACAGAUGUUCAGUGUAUGGAAAGAAAUCGGAGAUUCAGAGGCAGACUGUAUCUGGAUCACCAGACUGGAUCUCUGACCAUCAGAAACAUCACAAGCACAGACUCUGGAGAAUAUAAACUACAGAUCAUCAUCCCCAGCAUCAGCAGCACUGACAAGAUCUUCAAUGUCAUCAUUAAUGGUCAUUCUGCUGCUGAAAGAGAGGAAAUGAGGAGAAAGUCGGUUAAGGAGGGGGGAUCCGUUACUUUGGAUCCUGGUGUGAUAAAAACCCCUAACGAUUUGAUGAGGUGGCAUUUUAAUGACAUUCCCGUCAAUGAAAUCCCUGGAUAUCUGAGUAGGAGCUGUGCAGAUGUUCAGUGUAAAGAUGCUGAUGAGAGAUUGAGAGACAGACUGGAGGUGAAUCAGACCGGAUCUCUGACCAUCACGAACACCCGAACCACAGACUCUGGACUCUACAAACUACAGAUCAACGGCAGCGGAUUCAGCAUCAUGAGGACAUUCAGUGUUAAUGUCACUGCUGUUCCAGAUUCAGGUCAGUCUACAGUUGUUGUAGCAGGAAUAUGUGCAGGUGUUGGUCUGCUGGUGUGUGCAGCUGCUGCUGCUGCUGUGAUUUGCUAUUGCCGCAGACAAAAUAAAGGCAACAGGAAGCAGCACAAUGGUAUAGAAUUGACAUCCCAUAAUUGCAGUAACCCUAAUUCGGACAUUAUUGACAGGACAACUCCUAAUCAAAAUGACCCUCAGGACACUACUGAUGGGACGUCCCAUCCUGAGAAAGCCCCAUUAAUGGAAGCCAUAAAAGGAAUAUCCCCUAGUCUCAAUGGCCUUCAGUUUAAGGACACUACCGAUGGGACGUCCCCUACACAAACUGACCUUCGGUUGAAGGUCACUACUGAUGGGACGUCCCCUACACAAACUGACCCUCAAUUGAAGGACACUACCGAUGGGGCGUCCCCUACACAAACUGACCCUCAGUUGAAGGACACUACCGAUGGGGCGUCCCCUACACAAACUGACACUCAGUUGAAGGACACUACCGAUGGGACGUCCCCUACACAAACUGACCCUCAGUUGGAGGACACUACCGAUGGGACGUCCCCUACACAAACUGACCCUCAGUUGGAGGACACUACCGAUGGGACGUCCCCUACACAAACUGACCUUCGGUUGAAGAUCACUACUGAUGGGACGUCCCCUACACAAACUGACCCUCAGUUGAAGGACACUACCGAUGGGGCGUCCCCUACACAAACUGACACUCAGUUGAAGGACACUACCGAUGGGGCGUCCCCUACACAAACUGACACUCAGUUGAAGGACACUACUGAUGGGACGUCCCAUCAUGAGAAAGUCCCAUUAAUGGACGCCAUGAAAGGAAAAUCACCUAGUCUCAAUGGCCCUCAAUUUAAAGACACUACUGAUAGGACAUCCCAUACACACAAUGACCCUCAAUUUGAGGACAUUACUGAUGGGACAUCUGAUAUCGAGUUUAUAGAUGCUUGAGAAUGAGUCACUCACAGCCAAAUAUGUUUCGUUGACCACUCAAUCAGACUAAAAAGCCUUCAUGUGAACACCUUAAUCAAUCCAAAUGAGCUCGAUCUGACCGGAUUGAAAGGGGUUCAAGAGUGCAUGGAAACACUGUGAUGCAGAAAUGACAUAGCUGUAUAAAUGAAUGUCCCGUCAUCAACAACAAUCCUCGCGCUGUCCAUCCGUGAAGUGGAGCAGGGCAACAUCCCUCCAGUCCCGAUUUCAUAUUCUCAUCCAGAGACAUCUGGUUUCUGCAUGGUAACAUAGCCACUGUUUGUUAAGAUGAUGAACAAUGCCUGUGAAUGGCAAUCCUGCACACAGAUGUUUUAGAUCUCUCGUUUCCUUCAAUUCUUGUCUUGAAACACGUUCAUAUGCUGCUUGUAUUCUCUAUUACAUUUUUUCCAUAAAAAUGGAAAAGCCUCAA
Puntigrus tetrazona (Sumatra barb) is the source of this 2404-nucleotide messenger RNA. RefSeq lists its product as uncharacterized. The transcript has 5 exons. The coding region runs from base 244 to 1956 and encodes 570 amino acids. Lineage: Eukaryota; Metazoa; Chordata; Actinopteri; Cypriniformes; Cyprinidae. The record is from RefSeq and is a predicted model, not a curated record.